AUGGCCCGCCACGUGGUCGUGCCGGAGCGACUGCGUGCGGCGCGCGGGAAAGAACUAAUAGGCACAUUUCGCCGCGUUGUUACGAGGCAUCACGCACCGGCGCAGACAUUGCUGCACACGAGCUGCCACUCGCAGCCGAGGGCGCUCAUUUGCGUACGCGCUCUCUCCACAGAGAUACGGGGUGAAUUUUUUGUGGUGAAAUUACUGUGGCCACGUCCCGGUGCGCUACCUGCCCCCAACCUCAGUCCCCUGCGUCGCCGCGAGUCGAACUACGGUCGCAGUCCAAACAGGCGAAGGCAAUAUGUCGUACUCACCGCUACUAUGGCUUAC
Messenger RNA from Iphiclides podalirius (scarce swallowtail), 330 nucleotides. NCBI's taxonomy places the organism in Eukaryota, Metazoa, Arthropoda, Insecta, Lepidoptera, Papilionidae. The record is from the annotation of a GenBank genome assembly.